This is a messenger RNA of Penicillium lagena, 1161 nucleotides long. RefSeq lists its product as uncharacterized. The record is from RefSeq and is a predicted model, not a curated record. The coding region runs from base 1 to 1161 and encodes 386 amino acids. The transcript is spliced from 2 exons. NCBI's taxonomy places the organism in Eukaryota, Fungi, Ascomycota, Eurotiomycetes, Eurotiales, Aspergillaceae.
AUGGCAGAUAUACCCGAAAUGGAUGAGUUUGCGCAGACCCGAGGCGCCGACGAUCUAUUCGACGAUGAGAUUAUACCAGUGUCGGCGGAGCAGCAAGCACAGACGGACGUAGUUGUCCAAGAGGCAGCGCCUGCGCCACCAAAGGAGCCCGUGGUCGAAAAAACCCCCAUCGAGAAGACGCCUGCGCGAGAGGACGCUUCGCAACGAAGUCGUGGCACAGAACGAGGGCGAGGCCGUGGCCGGGGGCGAGGAGGUCGGGGACGCGGAGGGCGCGGUGGACGUGUCGAGAAUGCUCCACGGCACAAGGCCUCUGCGACUGCGGCUGAGCCCGAGAGUGAGCGAGAUCCUGUGACUGUAGCUGAGGCUGAAAGCGCGCGAGAGGAGACGGCCACACCCGAUAAGCCCCAGGAGGGUUUGAAGGAGCAGUCUAGCCAGAGUGAGGAAGCUACUACCGAUGCUGCGGCUAAUGGAGCUGAAGCGCAGCGUGUACCGGCUGUUCGUGGGGAUCGCAGUGCCACUGGGGGAGUAAGGAAGCCAAAACUCACCGAGGAAGAAUUGUCAAAGCGCAUUGCAGCUGCCAAGGAAAACGCGGCCAAAAAGGCAGCUGCUCACGCUCGCGCUGAAGCAGAUGAGGCAUCGUUCCUGGAACGGGAGCAGGUCGCAGCCGAGAAGCGUCGUCAGGAACAAGCAAAUCGCCGAGUUAUGGACAAAGAGCGUGAACAAAAUCGCCAGCGCAAGCUUAAGGCCGUUGGUGGCCGGGAGUGGGAUUCGCAGAAACAAGAGGAGGACUAUAAUCCGCGCGGUAGUGGGAGUCAGUUCAGACGGGGCAUGCACGGCGGUGUGUCGGGAUAUGCGCGACGUGACUUCGACACUCGUUCACCGGAUGAUUUGACUGGCGACUCGCCAAGUCGCCGCGGGCGUGGACGUGGUGGUGGUCGAGGUGGUCGUGGCCGAGGACGCUCGCCUUCCGCGGGACCUUCCAAAAAGAGUCCAUUGCCCACUGCUCCCAGUGCGAAUAACGAAGCAGAAUUCCCUGCUCUUCCCGUUGAAACCAAAAAGCUAGAUACUACCUCGACAACAGGGUCUGAGUUGCCUAAGCUUGACAAGCUUGACUCCUUGUCACCUGUGCGCGGCAGUUGGGCCGAUCAAGUCGAAGAGUAA